Molecule: messenger RNA, 2453 nt
Organism: Sphaerulina musiva SO2202
Lineage: Eukaryota; Fungi; Ascomycota; Dothideomycetes; Mycosphaerellales; Mycosphaerellaceae
Product: FabD/lysophospholipase-like protein
Exons: 3
Coding region: 524-2332 (602 amino acids)
Biological process (GO): glycerophospholipid catabolic process
Cellular component (GO): cytosol
Molecular function (GO): A2-type glycerophospholipase activity
Source: RefSeq, a predicted model, not a curated record
CACGGCGACCCUAUUUGAGGUCGAGGCUUGGCUCAUACAGUGCUUUUGUGGGAACCAGCUCGGAUGUGGAGUCUGGACGGAUCCUUCGGUGCUGACCAAAGAGGGAAUCAUGUGCCCGAUUCCUCGUGGCAGCACUUUCGAGGGCGGCGGGCCCGGGCAAGACGGUAUUGAUCAUACACCACCAUGAACGCCGCGGACUGGGCGACGCUGCAUCGGAAAUCGACAACAGCAUAGCACCGCCACGGAUGGAAGAUGCCCGUCCCGAGGCAGAAGAAGUGGUGGUGCGAGUACCAAGCGAGCUGGGCGUAGGACUACCACUAGGAAGUAUACUAUGGCUGGAAGGAUGACGCUAUCUACGGUACCUGCGGUACAGCCACGGCAGAAGUCACUAUAGUGCCAUAGUGCCAGCACACCUCAAGCGUGCGGCCGGCAAUGGAUCGCGUAGCGAUUCAGAAGCUUAAGAGAGACUGUGCCCGCUCGAGCAUCAUGAAGCCAUGUCGUCCGCACGAACAUCAACAACACCAUGCACGUCCACCUUCUGCCCGCAGUCUUUGCUGCUCUGGUGACCGCUGUGUCCGCCCGCCAGCUUGUGCCAGCCAAACGUCAGGCGGCCGCAAAUCCCUAUGUCCCGACGGCGACAUCAUGUCCAACCUCAUUGAUCAGAAGCGCAGACUCCUCCCUCAACGCCGAUGAGCAGGCCUACAUUGAGCAACGGACUCCCAAGGCCGCUUCAGCACUCUUAGCAUGGCUCGCUCAAGCAUUGCAAGGCCUCAGUACGGAGCAAUUGCCGACAUUAGCUCUGGCUCUCAGUGGUGGUGGGACGAAGGCGGGCAUGACCACUGCCGGUGCUGUCUAUGGACUCGAUGGGCGGGAAAAUAGCAACUCGCCUGUCGCAGGUCUGUUGCAGAGUAUGACCUAUAUCUCAGCUCUUUCUGGCGGCUCUCUCACUUUGAGCGGAGUCAUGGCCAACAACUUCGAGAAGAUUUCUACGCUCCGGACUGCUUUACUGGAUGAGAGCUACCAAAACGCGGUAGCAGCGCCACUCGCGAAUGCAGCAGCAGUGCGCGAAGAUGUUGGCAACAAAAGUGCUGCUGGAUUUCCUACAACUUUGUUGGAUGCAUAUGGGAAGACGAUUUCCUACAAUUACAUCUCAUCAUCAGGCGGCAACGACCUCCACUGGUCCGACAUCACCUCGCAGUCGAGCUUCCAGGACCACGAGGCUCCGUACCCAAUUAUAACCAUUACUCAAGCAAAUGUCGCCGAGAACAUGUGCGACCCCAAUAAUGAUUCAGCUAUCUGGGAAAUUUCCCCUGCCGAAUUCGGAAGCUUUGACGAAAUGGUAGGAGCCUUCUACCCUACUAUGUAUAUGGGAACGAAGAAUUCAGACUCCAUCGGCGAAUGCAUUGUCGGCUUUGACAAUGCAGGCUUCCUCAGCGCUAUCUCAUCCAACAUUCUCAUCCCAACCAACGACGUUUGCACGAUCGGAAACUUCACUUCCAGUGAAUUCAACAACACUCUAGCCACCCUCAUUAGCACUCUGUUCCCAAACAUAUCAUCUUCCAAUCCCUAUGGCAUCAUUCCCAACCCCUUUUAUCAAAGCUCCGAGGCAGGCAUCAUCCGCUCACAGGAAAACAUCUACGGCACAGAUGGCGGCUACAGUGGACAAGUCAUUCCCAUCUUCCCCUGGCUCCAGCCCGCACGCGCCGUGGAUGUCAUUUUCGUCGUAGACGCCACCACCGCACUUCCCACCAACAUCACCAACGGAACCUCCGUCUACGAAACCUACCUCUCCGCUCAGAAAAAGGGUCUCCCCCGAAUGCCGCUCGUGCCCACACCCGACCAAUUAGUCCAACAGAAUUUAACCUCUCGAGCCCAAUUCUACGGAUGUCACGAUCCCUCUGUCGCGACGUUGAUCUAUCUCCCCAACACCGAAUUAGCAGAUGCCCCGACCGAAUUCCUCGCCACCCCCGAGCAGAUCAACAGUACCAUUGCAGGCGGCACAGCCAUGGUCACGCAAAGUCAAUCUGCAGAUGACUCUGCUGCUGAAUGGGCAUCUUGUCUCGCUUGUGCCAUUGUCCACAAGAACGUCACUACAGCCCUGCCAGAUGUGUGCACGGGUUGUCUGGAGAAGUAUUGUUGGCCUACAGAAAACGGUACGGACUCGUCAUCUCCAGGUGGAGGAGCAAAUACUGGUGGUGGAGGUGGAGGAUCAGGAACAGGGCCAAUCAAUGGAACAAUUCCAUACACAGGUACAGCUGCUGUGACGAAACACUCUGUUGGUACGGCGUCAGCGGUAGGUCUCGUAGGAUUGAUUUUCGCGAUGAUACUUUGAUAAGAAAAAAAGGAGGAAUCGCAUGAGUCGGUCAAUGUGUGGAUCGGAUCGGAUGUAUUUAUGAUAAGAUUCAGAAAAGUGAAUUACAAAGAUUUAUGAAGAAAAGAAAAAGUCAAGAAAA